AUGUCCGCAUCUCCCGCAAGCUCUUCUACAACUGAUACUCAAACAGCAGAGCCUACAACAACAUCUCCUGCCAGUACAAGCUCUUUUACAACUGAGCCUCAAACAGCAGAACCUACAAUACCACCUCAAAGUGCAAGCUCUUCUACAACUGAGAAUCAAACAGCAGAACCUAUAACCUCUGCCACAAUAAGCACUCCUUCAACUGAGACUCAAACAUCUACAACUCCUUCAACAUCUCCUGCCAGUAGUACAAGAGCUUCUGGAACUGAGUCUCAAACAACAGAACCUACAACACCCCCUGCCAGUACAAGAGCUUCUACAACUCAAUCUCAAACAGCAGCACCAACAACCUCUGCCACAACAAUCUCUCCAUCAACUGAGACUCAAACAUCCACAACUCCUUCAACACUGCCUGCUACAAGCUUUUCUACAACCGAGUCUCAAACAGUAGAACCUACAACAGCCUCUGCCAUAACAAACUCUCCAUCAACUAUGUCUCCAACAUCAGCUCCUUCAGUUUUUGUAUUAGGAUUAUCAUGA
Molecule: messenger RNA, 540 nt
Organism: Danio aesculapii
Lineage: Eukaryota; Metazoa; Chordata; Actinopteri; Cypriniformes; Danionidae
Product: salivary glue protein Sgs-3-like
Exons: 11
Coding region: 1-540 (179 amino acids)
Source: RefSeq, a predicted model, not a curated record